Messenger RNA from Penicillium taxi, 1275 nucleotides. RefSeq names its product HNH endonuclease signature motif containing protein. Lineage: Eukaryota; Fungi; Ascomycota; Eurotiomycetes; Eurotiales; Aspergillaceae. Bases 1 to 1275 code for a protein of 424 amino acids. The transcript has 2 exons. The record is from RefSeq and is a predicted model, not a curated record.
AUGUUACCGAAUCCACUUUUCCAGGUUCCAGCGAGGGUAUCCUCGCUGAUGACAAGAACACGACAAGACGAGCUUAAUACGUACCAGGCGCGGUCAGUUAGUUCGGCGUCAAGGCUUUCAGAAAUAUCUCAAACGUGUAUUGAGUCAACGGUAUCGGAUUUUCUGUCGGAAAAGAUUCUCCAACUAGAGAACCAAUCGCUUUACAUUUGCAGCAUUAAAGAAGGCCUAGAUGAAGCGAACCUCGCUAAUGCCAUUGAUGACCAAGAAUACCGCACUCAUUUGAAUCCUCUUAUUAGCAAGUUGCGAUCAACUAGUUCAACCCUUUUUGUGUUAAAGCGUCAACGAAAUAUUCUCGAAGAAGACUUCACUGAUACGCUCGCGUUAGAGAAACGCCCGCGCGUGGUAGGGCCACCUAACGAAGACCUGCUCGAAAGAGCGUAUAGAGACACAAUUCUCCCACGCGUCAUGAAAGCGUCUGGUAAGCAAAAAGCCCAACACUUUAAUGCAGCCCAGUUCAAAGAUGAGGUUAAGCGCUACUACGGCAUCGAAAAUGAUAUCUCUUGGUGCCAUAUUCUUGGGAUGUACCUAUCACCUCCACUGGUCAAAGCGGCCCACAUUGUUCCGAAGAGUAUGUCCCGGGAAGAAUUGGCCCAUCUAUUCGGAGAUCAAGAUGCCGUGACUACUCUUCCGCAAAAUUCACUUUCAUUGCACCACGUUGUUGAGGGCCUUCUAGAUAGCGGUGAUAUUGCAGUAAUCCCUAUUCCUGGAAAAAUGACCACUCCAACGACUUGGAAAUGUGUUGUACUUGAUCAAUCCGUGAAGAAAUUGAACAAUAUCGUUUAUACAUAUGUUUCUGAACCAGAGAAUAUCAAAAGACACAUCCGUGUCAAAGACCUCGACGAAAGGGAGCUCAAAUUCCUCAACGACAAUCGCCCCCGUCGUCGGUAUCUAUAUUUUCGAUUUAUUGUCUCAUAUCUAUGGGCAAAGCGCCAGAAUAGCGUCGUCGGCCACCAUGUAGAGGCUAAAAAGUUUUGGCCCUCAGGUGGCGCAUAUUUACAAAGGUCAACUCUGCAAUCACUCGCUCGCUGUGUCUCUGGCUCGGAGAUUCCAAGCCACCUCAUUUCAAACCAAACCUUUGAGCUACCAAAGGAUCCUGGUCGGGAUACCCAAGCCGGUAUGAUCUUGGCCGCUGAUAUUAGGGAUCUAGGGGAGCGGGGUUACGACAACUCCAGCCUCAUGGAGGCUGUAACUGACAUAAUCAUGGAUCAUUACUGA